AUGUUCUAUCACUUGUAUGGCCUCUCUGCUGAGCUAUCGGUAACAUCUUCGAAUCCCGCUGCUUACGAGGGCGACGACAACUCGAAUCAUGAUCGCCAAGGCGUUUUCCCACCGCACAUCACCAUUUUUGACUCUGCCCCUGGUUGCUGGAGCUACUCGAGCUCCCAAGUCGUGCUCGCUGGGCCGCCUGCAGGAAUGACCCGCACUCUGCUGUUACCGCUCGUCCACUUGCUAGGGAUGUGGUGGGCGAUUAAGUAUACGCUACUCAAGGUACCAGAGGAGACGUAUGUGUGGGGGCUUGCGCACAAUGACCUGGCCCGAGCCCGCGAAGCCUGUCGCUCAUAUAUACGUAUAGCGAAGCCGAUGAGCUUGUUUUACCAUCAGUGUGUUGAGAAGCACGCCGACCACGUCGAGGCCAACGGCUAUGUGGUUGUGAGCAGGGUGAGCAUUCCUGAUAGCCAGCAUGUUGCGCAUGCCCGCUCGUACCCUGACAAAUAUCGGGUUCUCAUUAGGGAUACUUGGGGAGGCAGGACAAAAGACUGUGGAUGA
Molecule: messenger RNA, 549 nt
Organism: Hyaloscypha bicolor E
Lineage: Eukaryota; Fungi; Ascomycota; Leotiomycetes; Helotiales; Hyaloscyphaceae
Exons: 1
Coding region: 1-549 (182 amino acids)
Source: RefSeq, a predicted model, not a curated record